GUAUUCCCAUGACGUUACCUCGUUAAUCCUCCAGAUUUUAGGUUCUAGCAGAAUGGUACGUUCGAGUUUGACACGAUAUUUUAUUAGCUAAAGCCGCACCAAUAAUGUGAAGAAAAGAACAAGAAGAAAAGUACUGCAAAUUAGAGCAGAAAAUCCUGUGUAAGCAAUUUCCAUUCGCGCUGUCAUCUCUUCCUCGAUCGAAGGUUUGCUGUGAAUUUGUAGAUUGCGGUUUUGAUGUUGUGGACAAUUUUGUGGCUACAUACGGUUGCUUCGUCCAUCUGUACUUGGCUUAAUUAACCCAAUCAUCUGCUAGGUCUAGAUCAAGAUGAGCCCAUGUCUACUUCGAUCAGUUUAGCCUAGUCAGUGUAGAACUGUUUGGCUUCCGAGUUCAGAUAUUUAGCUAGCAUAGCCAAGUGAAUUUUGUUCCUCCAGUGGGUCAUCAAGGUGUGCAUGUGUCCUGGGAGAGAGAGAAGAAAAUCCAGUCUGCAGGAUGGAUGCAAUGGCACCUGAAGAAUAUGCCUCGCAAUCCAAGCUACUGCAAGAAUUCACCAACGUCCCAAGCAUCGACAGUGCUUCCAUCCUCAAAACCAACGAUGAGGACAGAUCCAGAGCGAUGUUCUCCAUUAGCCAGCCAGACUUACUGGCGAACACCAACAGGAAAUACGUUUUGUAUUCUCAUAUUACGACGAGAGCCGGCACCGGCACCACCUCUCCGGAUUUCCAGUGGUCUCCUUUCCCCACUGAAACAACCGGAGUGUCCGCCACCGUUCCGUCCCCUUCCGGGUCGAAGCUCCUCGUAGUGCGAAACGGGGAGAGAGGAUGCCCCACCAAGCUCGAAAUCGUUUGUCAGUCACAUGUGGAGAAGGAGAUACACGUAGCAGGUUCUGUGCACGGUCCUCUCUACACGGAUGAAUGGUUUCAUGGUGUUUCUUGGAAUCAAGAAGAGACCUUGGUAGCAUACGUCGCUGAAGCUCCAGCCACACCAAGACCAGCUUUCAAUCGUUCCGGAUACACGAGGGAAGAAGGUUGUUCCGAGGGAGACUGCAGUGCCUGGAAAGGGCAGGGCGUGUGGGAGGAGGACUGGGGUGAAACGUACUCCAAGAAAGGAAGACCCUCACUGUUUGUUCUUGACAUUCCCAGAGGAGAAGUGGUAGCGGCUAAAGGUGUCCCAACAUCGUUGAGCGUUGGGCAGGUUGUUUGGGCUCCGGAAUCACCAGGUGGCAGGCACAAGUAUCUGGUUUUCGUUGGAUGGUCAGAGCGCAACGGGUUCUUCCAGAACACUGCUAGAAAACUCGGCAUCAAGUACUGCUCCAACAGGCCAUGUGCUCUCUAUGCAGCCCCUUGCCCUAUCCAAGGACCAGAGCCGCCUGGCAAUCCACCGGCUACGACCAGUGAUGGUAAAUCAGGCUCCGGCGGUGCGGUGGCGCGCAACCUAACCCCAGGCUUCAGCAGUGCAUUGUUUCCACGGUUCAGCCGGGAUGGAAGGCUUCUGGUCUUCCUGUCUUCAAAACAAGCCGUGGACAGCGGUGCACACAACGCAACGGAUUCCCUGCAUGUGAUCAACUGGCCUUCGGACUGGAAAAUGGAUGAACAACUCGAUGUUACUCAAGUGGUACCUGUUGUAAUGUGCCCUGAAGACGACGACGGCGGCUGUUUUCCAGGCCUCUACUGUUCAUCCGUGCUACCCGAUCCUUGGCUCUCCGACGGACGUACAGUGAUAUUGACAUCUUCCUGGAGAAGUGCCGAAGUGAUACUAUCGGUUGAUGUGUUAAGUGGCAAAGUGGCAAGAAUAACUCCGGAAGACUCGUGCUACUCGUGGCGUGCUCUUGCGUUAGAUGGCACCAAUGUUCUUGCUGUGUCAAGUAGUCCCAUCGACCCUCCUUCCAUCAGCUAUGGACGACGUCUCGCCGUGACACCAGCUGAGGGUGAAGCACGUAGAUGGACCUGGGAUGAAGUUACUAGUCCAUUCAUGGCAUCCAACAGCAAGGUUAAGUCCUUGUUGCUGCAUCACAGCGUCAGCAUACUUAAAAUCCCUGUCCCUAGCCCAUCUGCUGACCUCUCUGACGGUGGCAAGCUUCCACUCGAGGCCAUAUUCGUGUCCUGCAGCUGCAAGGGUAGCUCGCGCAGUCCAACUGUUGUGGUCCUUCACGGCGGCCCACACUCGGUGUCCGUAUCAAGCUACUCAAAAUCCUCGGCGUUCCUUGCUUCGCUUGGAUUCAACCUGCUUGUUGUAAACUACCGAGGCACGCCAGGUUAUGGAGAGGAAGCCUUGCAGUCGCUCCCUGGAAAAGUUGGAUCCCAGGAUGUUGAGGACUGCCUUGCAGCGCUAGACUUCGCCGUCGAGGAAGAGCUGGUAGAUGCGUCUAGAGUAGCUGUUGUCGGGAUCUCGCAUGGUGGGUUCCUGACAACACAUCUCAUCGGUCAGGCUCCGGACAGGUUCGCCGUGGCAGCUGCUCGGAACCCUGUCUGCAACCUGUCGCUGAUGGCCGGCACCACCGACAUCCCGGACUGGUGUUACGUAGUGGCCUGCGGAACCCAAGCGAAGCGAUACGCCUCUGAAGCGCCUUCGCCCGGCCAUCUUCGUCUCUUCUACCAGAGAUCGCCGAUCGCCCAUGUCUCUAAAGUCAAAGCGCCCCUUCUUAUGCUUCUUGGCGGAGCUGACCUUCGAGUGCCUGCUUCUAAUGGCCUACAGUACGCAAGGAGCCUGAUAGAAAGAGGAGGCGAUGUCAAAAUCAUGAUGUUCCCAGAGGACAUACACGAAAUCAAUUUACCGCGGUCCGAUUUCGAAAGCUUCCUCAACAUUGGGGUAUGGUUCAAGAAACAUCUGAAUGCAGUGGCAUGAAGCAGAUCCGGCUUGGUGGUUCAUCUAGGCGACCAUGUACAGCAUUGCUACUUUAAGUUUGUCAAGAAUUCAAACUUUUUUGUGAAAAAAUAAAUGCUCAUUCAUACUGGUUUCAUACGACGUUCUAGUGAGUGUUCCAAAGACAUCGCCUAGCCGUCCAGUCAUAUCUAGCUGACUAGCUUGUCUUGGAGAACAAUGGCGCCUUGUAGCCUAACCUGACAUGUACAAUGAUGUUUAAUAUAGGGUCUCUUAAGUUGUUUAAAAUGGACAUUCCGUGAAGAGACGUCUCUGACUCGCAACCCAAGUAACAACAGAUGUCUCACUUUUCGCUGUACGAAUUCGUCGUCUGAUCUAUUGAUCCGAUGUUGUACAUGUACAUUUACUUUUGUAUUUAUUAAUAGACUACGAUUAUAGACA
Zea mays is the source of this 3259-nucleotide messenger RNA. RefSeq lists its product as uncharacterized. The transcript is spliced from 18 exons. Bases 491 to 2842 code for a protein of 783 amino acids. The record is from RefSeq and is a predicted model, not a curated record. Gene Ontology annotation, molecular function: serine-type endopeptidase activity. NCBI's taxonomy places the organism in Eukaryota, Viridiplantae, Streptophyta, Magnoliopsida, Poales, Poaceae. Gene Ontology annotation, biological process: proteolysis.